AUGACGAUGGUGGAGGAAGACACAAAAUCUGGAAUUGCUUUGCUGUACAAUGAGGAGACCAACAAUACCUAUGAUGUCUGCCUGAAAUUGACCAAAGAGGUAUUAACCAUACAGAAGCUGGAUGUGGUUUGCACAAGUGGAAGUGAAUCCCAAGUAAAUCACAGAACUGUUGUACUGAGAAGACAAGCGACUGGCGGUCUGGGCUUAAGCAUCAAAGGAGGCGCAGAGCACAACGUGCCCGUGGUUAUUUCAAAGAUUUUUAAAGAUCAAGUAGCCGAUCAGACGGGGAAGCUGUUCGUUGGGGACGCUGUGUUGCAGGUCAAUGGCAUAAAUGUAGAGCCGUGCACUCAUGAGGAAGUUGUUCACCUCUUGCGCACCGCCGGAGAUGAGGUCACCAUCACCGUUCGCUACCUGCGAGAAGUUCCAUCGUUUUUAAAACUGCCUCUGGGUUCUCCUGGGCUGUCCACUGAUCAAAGCCGCGUAUCCUCUCCUCUGUUUGACAGUGGCGUACAUCUCAAUGGAAACGGAAACAACACAGCUCCAUCACCUCCUUUGCCCUCAGCUAAUGAACCAAAGUAUGAGAAGCGCUGGCUGGAUGCCGUCUCCCUCCCCUUGUUGAUGGCCAGAGUCUCCAGAUACAAAGCUGGCACAGAUAAAUUAAGGUCCAACUGUUUUGAAGUCUUCGCCUUGGAUGGAGCCAGCACCAAUAUUCUUCAAUUUUGCACUGCAGCAGAAAGCACUGACUGGCUCCAAGCAAUAUCUACAAAUAUCAAUGACUUGACACAGGAGAAUAUAAAGAUCAUCAACAAAUACUGCUCCUCAGAUGAUCAGAUUGUUCACAUGGGCUGGGCAUGUGAAAGCCCCGAGGGUAGCGCCGCUUGUAAGACUUCAGCAUUCAAGUUCCUGGCACUUAGAGGACCAUAUUUUUAUAUCUUCAGAAGUCCCCCGAUCAAUGCAGCUGACUGGGGACAAGCUGAAACAACAUAUAACCUCUAUGAGGUGCUUUUCAAGGUUCACAAGCUGUGGAUGGCAGAGGACUGCUGGCUUCAGGCGCGGCUCUACUUAGGGCUGGAGCAUUCGCCCGAGCAGCAGGACAAUGAGUCUCUGUGCUUCAGUAUUCUGGUCGGCCACGGCCAGAGCCACACCUUCAGGGUAGAGCUGGCCACCGACCUGGCUAUCUGGGAGAGGUCCUUCCAAAGAGCUGUCUUCUUGGAGGUGCAGCGAAUACGAUCCAAAAGCUACAUGUGCAGCAGCCAGGGGAACGUGUUGUGCUUCACCAUAGAUUUUGGAUCAGGCUUCACCUGCUCAGAAGGCACUGCAAAGACCAUAAUGUGGCGAUAUAAGUUCUCUCAACUUAAAGGCUCCUCUGAUGAUGGGAAAACCAGGGUAAAACUCCUUUUCAAGAAUGCUGAAAGCAACCAAAUAGAGAUGAAGGAAUUAGAGUUUGCUAAUCUAACGGCCGUCCUUCACUGUAUACAUUCUUUUAUCGCUGCCAAAGUGGCCUCCAUGGACCCUCUCUUUAUGUGCAGUCAAAGCUUCCCUGGACAUUACAUGAACAGUUAAACGACCCCUCCUCAUCGUCAUGUGCACCUGUGGCAAAUCAGCAGUAUUUUAUGCACAGAGCCAACUGAUAUGUAUAUCUUGUUCUUGCUAUUUUUGUAUGAACUAUGGAAAAAAUAAAUAUUUGUAAAAGACUGUGAAGGUAGAUCAUGGAUGAAUUUAGGGUGGACAGAAGAUGAAGUAGAAAAAACACAAUGCAAACGGAUUCACAGUUCUUCCAUUUCUUUAAAUAUUUUCCUUUCUCUCAUUACAUGAUGGACACUGAUGAUGAUCGGAGGUUACUUGUCAACUUGUCACUUUUAAAGGCAGCACCCGUGCGACCAUACGGUGUGUGACUGCCACAGAUUUGACAACAGGACACGAUUCGCCAAACAUAGCAACUGCCAAUGUUUUUAGCAGAAAAUCUCAGCUGAUACUGUAUCUCUGAAGAAUAAUGAUGCCGUGCCUACAUCCAGUGAGUAAGUACGUUUUAACAGACAGAAUAAAUCUGAUGCUGGCUUACUGUCACAGACCUUUGACAGGGAUUUUUUUUCCUUCAGAUUCACAGUUGAACAGUAAUGAAUAGCCAACCUUCCUCUUUUCCAGUUCUUCUGUUUUUCUUAGUUUUCUUUUGUUGUUGCUGUGAACACUAACACCUUACAAUACAAUGUAGUCUGGUAAGCCUCCAAAUAACCAUUGGAUUAAAUCAACACCUUUUUUAUAUUGUCCCAAUUCAAAUAAAACAUAAGGCAGCAUUUAACUGCAGGGGUACUUUAUUGGCAAAGAAUAAACUGUAUAAUGUUUGUGCUAUUGUGACCAUCUUUUGUAUCUAAUAAAGGCAAAUUGCCUGAGUUUCCAAUCUCUCUGGCCGAUGAUGACAUUUCACUGAAAUGUGACAUUUCAGCUUCAAAGUAUUGUUAAGACACUUUUAUCAACUCCCUUUCUAAUACAGUGAAGAAUACUGUAUGUCUUCAG
Molecule: messenger RNA, 2514 nt
Organism: Epinephelus moara (kelp grouper)
Lineage: Eukaryota; Metazoa; Chordata; Actinopteri; Perciformes; Serranidae
Gene: sntg2
Product: syntrophin, gamma 2
Exons: 17
Coding region: 1-1563 (520 amino acids)
Cellular component (GO): intracellular anatomical structure; dystrophin-associated glycoprotein complex
Molecular function (GO): protein binding; structural molecule activity
Source: RefSeq, a predicted model, not a curated record